This is a messenger RNA of Bicyclus anynana (squinting bush brown), 1740 nucleotides long. RefSeq lists its product as uncharacterized. The transcript has a single exon. NCBI's taxonomy places the organism in Eukaryota, Metazoa, Arthropoda, Insecta, Lepidoptera, Nymphalidae. Gene Ontology annotation, molecular function: nucleic acid binding. Bases 10 to 1509 code for a protein of 499 amino acids. Gene Ontology annotation, biological process: DNA integration. The record is from RefSeq and is a predicted model, not a curated record.
GAGUUAAAGAUGCACUCUGUUAUCGUCGAACCAAUUAUUUUAAAUUUUGAAAAUUAUUCUAGCUUUAUUAAGUUAAAACGUAGUUUCGCAUAUGUAUUAAGAUUUCUAAAUAAUAUUAGAUAUCCUAGCGCUAAAAUGACAGGCAAUUUAUCACAUGCAGAAUUAGAUAAAUCGUUUACAAGGCUCGCUAUUUUAAGUCAACAGAGUUCAUUUGCACAAGAAUAUACUAACAUUUCUAAGAAAUUACCCAUCAGCACCAAGAGUAAACUCGCAGCCCUAAGUCCAUUUUUCGAUGAAGAUAAAUUAAUACGAGUAGGCGGUCGACUCGACGCAGCAGCGUGCGGGUACGACCAGAAACACCCGAUCAUUCUAGAUGGCAGGCAUCAUUUAACAAAAUUAUUGUUUCGUUUCGAACAUAGUCGGCUGAUGCACUCGGGUCCUCAGGCCUUGUUGUAUUCUAUUAGAGAAACAGUAUGGCCACUGGGGGGAAGGUUACUAGCGCGGCGCACGGUGCGCGAUUGCGUAGUUUGCACUCGCCACCGCGGGCGAACGAUGACGCCCGUGAUGGGAAACCUACCUAAACAACGUGUAACGCCUGCUUUCCCGUUUCAUACUAUAGGAAUCGACUUCGGGGGACCAUAUUCAAUGUUAAAUAGAAAGGGUCGCGGUGCUAAAACUUCCAAGUGCUAUUUAUGUAUUUUUAUAUGUUUUCGCUAUAAAUGUGUACACUUGGAAGUAGUUAGCGAUUUAUCAAAAAAUGGCCUAAUUUCGGCCCUCAAUAGAAUGAUUUCUAGGCGUGGAAGACCGGCGGAGAUUUUCUCUGAUAACGGCCGGAAUCUAGUCGCAGCUGCUAGGGAAAUCACUAACUUCUUAAAAAAUAAUCCCGUCUUAUCAGAUUUCGCAGCAGAUGAGCAAAUAAAAUUUUCAUUUAUACCUGCUUAUGCACCUCACUUCGGCGGAUUAUGGGAGGCGGGAAUCAAGUCUGCCAAAUAUCAUAUCAAAAGAUAUAUGGGGAACAGCAACUUUACAUUUGAAGAAUUAUGUACGCUUUUUUCACAAGUGGAGGCUAUACUGAAUAGUCGCCCCCUGUAUCCCUUGUCUUCCUCUCCUAACGACUUUCUCCCUCUUUCUCCAGGGCACUUUCUAAUCGGUCGGCCUCUGACUGCGCUUCCGUCACCGCCCAUCGCAGACCUGAGCUCCAGCAGUCUCGAUCGUUACAAGAGGCUGGAGAAGGUGCGACAGCAAUUUUGGAGUCGCUGGCAGAAGGAGUAUAUAAGCGAGCUGCAACAACGCACGAAGUGGCGUACUAGCCACGAUAAGCUAAGUGAAGGUGAUCUCGUCUUGCUUCAAGAAGACAACGUCGCGCCCCUAAACUGGCGUCUAGGCCGAGUCACCGCCCUGCACCCGGGGCCAGACGGGAUCACUCGUGUUGCAGACAUCCGCACCGCCCGUGGAGUAGUACGACGAGCUCUAACCCGCAUUUGCCCCUUGUUCCCUUCAGUGUCUUAAACGCUUUGCGUUUCAGAGGGGGGAAUUAUGUUAACGCCAAAGAAUGGCAUUGUUGAUAGUGCGGUCGAACCCUACCCUCUGCUACCGUGGACUUUAACUUAUAACAGAUAUGUCAUCUGUAUUAUUAUUAUAUAACGUCAUUUUAUCUACCUUGUCUAUGACAAUUUGUAUUUAAAAGAAAGAAUUAAAUUAUAACGGACACUCCGCUGUAAAAAUCCGAAAUAGUUGUUU